Molecule: messenger RNA, 2842 nt
Organism: Bolinopsis microptera
Lineage: Eukaryota; Metazoa; Ctenophora; Tentaculata; Lobata; Bolinopsidae
Product: forkhead box protein fkh-2-like
Exons: 7
Coding region: 15-1163 (382 amino acids)
Biological process (GO): regulation of transcription by RNA polymerase II
Cellular component (GO): nucleus
Molecular function (GO): sequence-specific double-stranded DNA binding; DNA-binding transcription factor activity
Source: RefSeq, a predicted model, not a curated record
UGUUUCCAGUUAAAAUGUCUGUUGUUCAAAUUCCUAUCAACUCGGAGAAGUGGGGUCAACUACCGGACCUUCGCAACGAACUGAGGACUACCUCCACCGCAUCAUCCCCUCUUCAGGCCCGACACGAAGUCACUCCCCCGAUCACCGGAUCUGUGUCUGGAUCUCCGGUUCAGUUUUCUAACUGUCCGGAGUCCCCUGCUAGAAGUGAAAUGCUGACAAUACCUGCUCUCUCGACCCCCUUCUCUCUGACUUCUAGUCUUCUGCAGCGGAUGACACCCUCAAAGACGCAAUCUGAGAAAUGUAACGCGUUUAGUAUUGACAAUCUGAUCAAGCCAGAUGCCAACAUGAAGUCACCUACCUCCUCUCCCACGUCUCCUCCUACUAUCUUCUCUACUACUCCUGUCCGGAGGACACCUCCUAACUUAACGGAACAAGGAACCCAAGUGACUGUUUCCCUCAACACUGAGCAAGUGAAACCUGCCACCAAGUUUGCAAAGCCCCCUUACAGUUACAACGCACUGAUAGCCAUGGCUAUAAGGUCCUCUCCCAACCAAAGAUUGACUCUUAGUGAGAUAUACGAGUUUAUAAUGGGAAAGUUUCCAUACUAUCGGGAUAACAAACAGGGUUGGCAGAACAGUAUUCGACACAACUUAUCCCUGAACAAGUGUUUUGUGAAGGUCCCCCGGCACUACAACGAUCCUGGGAAGGGUAACUACUGGAUGCUGAACCCUUCAAGUGAUGAGGUGUUUAUCGGAGGAAAGUUGAGACGACGCCCUAACCUCAGCAAAGCAGACAAAUCCUACAUGCACCUUCGCACAGUAAAAACAGUGCCCACCCCUAACUGGCUAAACUACACCCUGACCCCCCUCACCAAUUCCGUGACACUAGCCUCCACCACACGGGAUCUACUCUCAUCCCCUGCUCUUGCUAGAGAACUGCUGGCCCCUCAACUCGUCCCUCUUUACUCUGAUCUCGCGUCUUCUCUGUCCCGUCCCAGCGCUUUCAGUGCUAUAAGUAGGGGUGUGACUGACAGGGCUAUUGACCGGCUGAUGCAGUUAUCCUCUCCUCUGUCUGCGCUGGGACUCCACGGACUCAAGAUGAGCCCGAUAGUGUCCCCUCUGGAGGUGAGGAGUCAGGGACUUAGGUUUGAGGAGAAGAGAUGAGGGAGUGUGUGUGUGUGAGGUGUUUAGUUUGCGCUGUGUGACUAUAUUAUGGUGUAGAUCUCUGGAUACUGCGUGGGGGGUAAUGCGUGAUUUUUUCGGACACGUGGCGGUGAUUUGCCAAUCAGAUUCCAGCAUUGACCAAUCAAAACAAAAAAUCACUUUCGUGUGUCAAAACAAAUAUGGUUUGCCUCCCAAUAAGUAUUUAGGUCUGUCAUGGGCCCUGUGACCAUAUAGGCCAGUUUUGCUAUUUUAGUAUUUUACCUGAUUUUGAAUUAGUGACAAUGUCUGAUCAAUCCAUGUUAAGGUCUUUGUAGAUUUAUAGAUCUUUAGGAAAUAGGUAAAUUAUUGAACCGUUCUUUAACUUAUAUAAGUUGUAUAAGUUAAGUUAUAUUAGUUAUAUGGUUAUAAUACUUUUGGACACGAUGGUUAAUAUAUGGUUAAUAUAACUUAUAUAGUUAACUUUAAAAAGUUAACUUAUAUAAGUUAUAUAGUUUAUAUAACUUAUAUAACGUAUAACUUAUACACUGCUAUUUGCUAGAUUGUAGGGAUGACUGACGCGACAAUCAGUUAGGCUGAUUUGAUUAUUUUUACAAUUUAAGUUAAAACUUCCAGCAAUCCACUGAGUGUAACUGAGAUAUAACUGGCAGAUGUAAGGAAUUUCAUGAAUUUGAUUAUACACGGUGUACUCUAGUAUACUCUGGUAUACUCUAGUUUACUCUGGUAUACUCUGGUAUACUCUGGUAUACUCUGGUAUACUCUGGUAUACUCUGGUAUACUCUGGUAUACUCUAGUUUACUCGGGUAUACUCUGAUAUACUCUAGUUUACUCUAGUAUACUCUGAUCUACUCUAGUUUACUCGGGUAUACUCUAGUUUACUCGGGUAUACUCUGAUAUACUCUAGUUUACUCGGGUAUACUAUGGUAUACUCUAGUUUACUCGGGUAUAAUCUGGUAUACUCUAGUUUACUCGGGUAUACUCUAGUUUACUCGGGUAUACUCUAGUUUACUUUGGUAUACUCUGAUAUACUAUAAUUUACUCUGGUAUACUCUGAUACACUCUAGUUUACUCUGGUAUACUCUGAUACACUCUAGUUUACUCUGGUAUACUCUGGUAUACUAUAGUUUACUCUGGUAAACUAUAUUUUACUCUGGUAAACUAUAUUUUACUCUGGUAUACUAUAGUUUACUCUGGUAUAUUAUAGUUUACUCUGGUAUACUAUAGUUUACUCUGGCAUACUAUAGUUUACUAUAGUUUACUCUGGUAUACUCUGGUAUACUAUAGUUCACUCUGGUCUACUUUGGCUCUGACGUAAGAUAACCGCGGAUUGUGAUUUUUUGAGUGUAUUGAAUUGUUGACAGUUUGAGAUUUUAAUUAUGAUCUAUGUAUAACGAUAUUUAUUACUUUUAUAAUAUGUUCCAUGGUAUAAAAUUGAUAUUAUUUUACAUUGAAAUUUGAAAGAUUUGCAGUAGGAAUUAUUGUAAAUUUAUUUACAUAACCAGCUUGUGUGUAUAUCAGUAUCAAUUGAUUGUAACUGUGGGUCCUUCACAGCAUUGUUUGCGCAGCUCUGAACGACAAGUGUUAAUUCAGAGCCGUGCCAAUAAUGAUGUGAAGGAGUCACGGUUAGAAACCACAAGCUUUGAGAAUUAACAAAAUGGAAUGUUGUUUUACAAAUUGCUACC